Messenger RNA from Nothoprocta perdicaria, 1531 nucleotides. RefSeq names its product serum paraoxonase/arylesterase 2-like. Gene Ontology annotation, molecular function: arylesterase activity. NCBI's taxonomy places the organism in Eukaryota, Metazoa, Chordata, Aves, Tinamiformes, Tinamidae. The annotation marks the transcript as partial. The record is from RefSeq and is a predicted model, not a curated record. The transcript is spliced from 8 exons.
AGAUAUGCUGGGAGAGUUACUUGUUUCCAAAGUGUGUGUGUGUGUGUGGUUAACUCUGCUCUUCUUUCUUGCAGGGCGAAAAUGCACGCGUCGCGGGAAGUGAAACCCAUAGAGCUCCCAAACUGCCAGCUCAUUAAGGGCAUCGAGACCGGGUCGGAAGACAUCGACAUCCUCCCGAAUGGACUGGCCUUCAUCACCUCCGGGUUGAAGUAUCCAGGAUUGCCUAACUUUGCACCGGACAAGCCAGGUGAAAUAUUUUUGAUGGAUUUGAAUGAAGACAAUCCAAGAGCAGUUGAGCUGAGAAUCAGUCCUGGGUUUGAUGUGGCGACAUUUAACCCUCAUGGGAUCAGCACUUACAUAGAUCAAGAUGACUCUGUGUACCUCUUUGUUGUGAGCCAUCCACAUCACAAGAGCACAGUAGAAGUAUUUAAAUUUUCAGAAGACGAUCGUUCACUUUUACAUCUGAAAACAAUUCGACAUGACCUUCUGCCAACUGUGAAUGAUAUAAUAGCUGUAGGACCAGACAGCUUCUAUGCUACCAAUGACCGCUACUUCACUGACCUCCUCUUGCUAUUCUUGGAGAGGUUAUUGGGUUUGCCGUGGACAAACGUUAUUUACUACAGUCCAAAAGAAGUUAAAGUAGUAGCAGAUGGGUUUUAUUCAGCCAAUGGAAUUAACAUCUCACCUGAUGGAAAGUACAUCUAUGUUGCAGAUAUCAUGGAUUCUUCGAUCCAUGUUAUGGAGAAACACGCCGACUGGAACCUCAGCCACGUGAAGGUGCUGCAGCUGGACACACUAGCCGAUAACUUAUCUGUUGACCCCUCCACUGGAGACAUCUGGACAGGAUGCCACCCCAAUGGUUUUAAGCUGCUCAACUACAAUCCUGAAGAUCCUGCCGCCUCUGAGGUGCUGCGGAUCCAGGACAUCCUGUCGGAGCGGCCGACGGUGACGCGCGUCUACGCCAACGACGGCUCGGUGCUGCAGGGCAGCUCGGYGGCGGCGCUCCACAGGGGCCAUCUGCUCGUGGGCACCGUGUUCCACAAGGCGCUCCACUGCCAGCUAUAGCCCGGCCCGGCAGCGCGACGGCGCCCGCGGCAAGGGUUUCAUCCCGGGAGAACUCACGUAGUUCCUGCUAAAUCGGCUACUUACAGGACGCUCGCAAUAAAGGUUAACCAGAGUCAUGGUCAAGUGCUUUAGGUUUCAUCUGCAARAGGGAAAGGAAAGUUUUAUGCAAUAGUAAAGACACUGGAAUUUAAGGCGAGUCAUUAGCGUUUCUCUCCGUAAGCUGGACGACUCUAAGUCAUUAAGGAGUUUAAGAAUAAACUUGAAAUUCAAAUUGUGAUUGUGAAGAGCUGAAAUUGUCAGACCUGGAAYUUUACCUGUUGUGAUUGCAUUUCCGCUUCUUUUCUUAGAGAAAACUGAUUUUUUACAUGAGAAUUGCUAAUUAAUGUCUGAUGCACUUGCCCUGUCACCGAUCCUUGGACUUUCCUUAGGGAUUGUGCUGGGGCCCUUUUGCUGAACCUUCUUGCCA